AAACACGGCAUCGUCUGCGAAACACGAAGUUCACCGGAACUAUAAUGAAUAGCGUGAAUAGACUAUAGUAUAGUCUACAACCCUUUAAAAGAAAAAAGAAGUGUAAUGGAAAGUAAUUUGACAAACUCGUGACUUCACGCACAAUAAGAGUUUUGGCAUUGUUGGGAGAAUAAUGGGUAGCUAUGUAGGAUAUAAAGAAGACCAGGAUGUUCAGCUCACUCCAGGAGACCAUGCUGUUGCUGGUGCUGUAAGUGGAAUGGUCACUCGAGCUCUUAUCCAGCCCCUUGAUGUUCUUAAAAUUAGGUUUCAGCUGCAAAUUGAACCAACCACAAGGCGUGGUGGGGGGCUGUACCAUGGGAUUUUCCAGAGUCUAUUCACAAUUGCAAAAAGUGAAGGUCCUUCAGCUCUCUGGAAAGGGCAUCUUCCAGCUCAAGCACUAAGUGUUGGAUAUGGUGUUGCACAGUUCUGGAGUUAUGCAGUUCUCACUCAGGCAGCCACUGAGCAUGGUUUUCCUCAUGGAUUGUGUGGAGGACUUGCUGGAUUUUGUGGAACAUUGGUAUCCAUGCCAUGUGAUGUGAUACGUACCAGGAUGGUUGCACAAGGAACUCCAAAGUAUUACAGUGGUAUGAUGGAUGCAGCAGUGAAGAUGGUUCGGCAAGAAGGAGCAUUAAGUUUAUGGCGUGGCUUUCUACCAACUGUUGCUAUGAAUGCGCCAAGUUCUGGACUCAUCUUCUAUUUCUAUCAUGCAUUUCUUGCGCUUACUAAUAAUCUUAUUGGCGAUGUAUUCCAUCUUCCCUGGCUGAGUUGCAGCGCUUUGAGUGGGAUGGCGGCAGGCGUGUGUGCCAAAGCCAUUCUCUAUCCUCUUGAUGUUCUUAAAAAGAGAAUGCAGAUCCGAGGCUUUGAAAGUAACAGAAAGCAGUUUGGCAAGGUUAUUGUAUAUACAAAUGUAUGGAAGUACAUAUCAACUGUGAUGCAGGAAGAAGGCAUGCAGGCGUGGUUUAAAGGACUUUGUCCGAGUAUGAUCAAGAGUGGCUUAGCAACAGGGGUCAUUUUUGUUUCAUAUGAAGCCACCUGUUACGUUAUUUCUGUUGCCCGUGGAAAGAGUACUAGUCCAGAUGACACCAGCAAAUGACGAUGAUAAUAUCUUUCUCUUUUUGACGAACCUCAGAUUUAGUCAAUAUUGUUUCAGCCUAUUGAAACCCUCAAAGACGUGCCUUAUAGGUAGUACUUGUGAUUACAGUUCUCUUCCUUCUAAUGCAUAUAGACUCAGAAAUAGCUUAUUAUUAUUAUUCUUUAUAAUCUUCAUUAUCUCUCACUCUUUUCAGGAAUUAUUUAGGGAUAUGUCAGAUGAUCUUGAUGUUUCUGAAUCAGUUGAUAUUAAUUACUAUUGCAUUAUGAAUCCAAAUAUCUUGCAAACAGUGAUCUGUGAUAAUAAUUUAUAAAAUACAUACAAAGAUUUCUUAGACAUAAGUUUUGUACAGUGUAUAUAAUUUUUGUGAAUAUGAUGAUGUUCAUCAUUUUGUGGAUAUUUACAUGAUAUUGCAUACUGAAAAUAUAUGAUUAUAAAUAUCCAGUAUGCAACUGUUAUGUUUGUAGUAUUUUAAAUAGAGGCUGCUCCAUGCAGAUAUUUAGAA
Molecule: messenger RNA, 1634 nt
Organism: Penaeus vannamei (Pacific white shrimp)
Lineage: Eukaryota; Metazoa; Arthropoda; Malacostraca; Decapoda; Penaeidae
Product: mitochondrial thiamine pyrophosphate carrier
Biological process (GO): thiamine pyrophosphate transmembrane transport
Cellular component (GO): mitochondrial inner membrane
Molecular function (GO): thiamine transmembrane transporter activity; S-adenosyl-L-methionine transmembrane transporter activity
Source: RefSeq, a predicted model, not a curated record